AAUGCUCUAAUUGGUCACUGUACUGGACUAAAACUUUCAGUUGGCCUACCGAGCCAAAAUGGUUUUCAUUUAAAUAACAAAGCAUAUAAUCACUUACAAUCACAUAAUUAACCUUAACACAAUUUUCAGCGUCGUUAAUCUAUUGUUUGACUCUAACGGGAGGCAUUAAAUCUCAGUUUUCUUGUGCCACGUAGCACCCGACCCGCUUGCUUUUACCCGACCCGUUAUUAAACCCACCCAUUUUAAUAAAACCCGUCCCGAUCCCCACCCUAAUUACAUAUAUCCGUUACAAUAUUUGAGCGCGCUAUCGGUGACCUAGCUGAAGCAAAGGGGGAUUCGCUCAAUCGAGGUGCGGAAUCGGAGUUUGUGAUCAUAUAAUCAAAGAUCGAGCUGGUGGAGAUGGAUUUCGCGUCAUUGUGGAACCCCGAGCUACUGGACAUGAACGAUCCAAAGAAUCGUGAAGGAAAUUAGGGCUAAGGCUAGUGAGGUUGUAGGAGAUGAGGAUACAAUUUACUACAUGAAAGAUGGGGUAACUCCAGAUAAAGGGUAUGAGUCACUGAUUUCUGAUGAACACAUUGAAAGGGUGGUUAGGGUUUCAAGAUACACUGGAGUGGUAAAACUACAUGCGUAUCAUGCUUAUCAAGGUCCAAGUCUAGGGUUCACAAUAGCUGGAUCUGAAGAGGGGGGGUUGUUUGUAAUGAGGGAGGUAGCAAUGUUGGUGAUAGAAUAGAUGGGGGGGGGAGUCUAUAUUUGAUAUAUUUAAGGAGGGAUAUGAGCUUGAGGAUGUUGGAGGUGUUUGUAAUAACCCAACCAGUGCUGAUAUGAAAAACAAGAUUCAAAAGAUUCUAUGUUUGCUAUGAUGGAUUGAAAAAGGCAUGGAAAACUGGAUGUAGACCCAUUCUAGGGCUUGAUGGCUGUUUUCUAAAAACAGUCUGUGGUGGCCAACUGCUUAGUGCAGUUGGAAGGGAUGGAAACAACUGCAUCCUCCCAGUGGCUAUGGCAGUGGUGGAAACUGAGAGCUAUGAUAGCUGGAGCUGGUUUCUCAUGUUGUUGGUGGAUGACCUGAGCUUAGGAGAUGGAUAUGGCUACACUUUGAUAUCUGACCAGCAAAAGGGAUUAGACAAGGCUGUUAAGGAGUUGCUGCCACAUGUGGAGCACAGAAAUUGCACCAGGCACAUUUAUGCCAACCUGAAGAAGAAGUUCCCCUCAGCAGCUGUAAGAAAUGCCUUCUGGGAAGCAGCCAUGGCCACUCAUCCACAAGCACACAAGUCUGCAAUGAAGGAUUUGGCCAAAGCAUCUAAGAAAGCAGCUGAGAGGUUAGAAGAAUUUGAUCCCAAGGUUUGGUCAAAGGCCUUUUUUGCUACUCAUUUUAAAACUGAUAGUACUGAGAACAACAUGUCAGAAUGCUUUAAUUCUUGGAUUUUAAAAACAAGAUUUAUGCCUAUAUGUGACAUGCUAACUGAGAUACAUGACUUGAUUAUGGAGAGGAUGCAUCAAAAAAGAGAUGCAAUGGUUGAUGUUGAUUGCAUAAUAUUGCCUAAAAUUAAGCAAAUUUUAGAUGCAAACAUAAAUGAAAGUGCUGAGUGUUCUGGUUUGUGGGAUGGGAAGCAAAAUUUUCAAGUUAAGUGGAAGGAAACUUAUAUGAAGACCUAUGAACAUGGCUUGGAGGUGUUGAGGGGAGAGCCAUUUUGGGAAGAAGCUGAAGGGGAUGAAAUUCUUCCACCACCAAUGAUGAAAAAACUGAGGGGGAGGCCCAAAAAACAAAGAAGAAGGGAAGGCUGGGAAGGUGCAGUUAAGAAGGGGAAGGGCAAAUUCAACAGCAUGACUAGAUUGGGAAGGGUCAUGCACUGUACAAUCUGCAGGGAGAGGGGGCACAACAGAGGGAACUGUCCAAACAAGCCAGAGGGCUAUGUAGAACAAGCUAGGCAGAAGAGGGGUGGGAAGAGAAAGGUUACAACUGAGGAUGAUUUGGAGGUUGAACAUGAGCUGGAAAGAAAUGAGGAAGAGGCUAUGACUGGGGAAUGGAGGAAGCACUUAGAAUGAGUGCAGAGGAGCUAUUCACACCACCCCCACCAUCCAGUCAACAACCAACACAGGUUCCAGCAAACUCUCCUUCAGACCCUAUAAAUGCAGCUUGGGGGGGGGGGGGGGGUGAAGCUACAGGGGGCAGUCAACAGACCAAAAAGAAGAGGGCCAAGCCUUUUGUUCAUCCAAGAAAGAAACUUUAGUUUAUCUCAGUGGGAAUCUUUAAAGACUUGUUUUCUAUGAAACUUUUGUAUUAUUUAUGCACUGUAGUCAGUCAUGGACCAUGACUUUGUUUAACUGCGCAUUUACAUUUGCUAGCUGGAUUCUUGAUUUGAAUGGCAUGUGCUGCUUUUG
Daucus carota subsp. sativus is the source of this 2379-nucleotide messenger RNA. RefSeq lists its product as uncharacterized. The transcript has 4 exons. Bases 997 to 2043 code for a protein of 348 amino acids. NCBI's taxonomy places the organism in Eukaryota, Viridiplantae, Streptophyta, Magnoliopsida, Apiales, Apiaceae. Gene Ontology annotation, biological process: DNA transposition. The record is from RefSeq and is a predicted model, not a curated record. Gene Ontology annotation, molecular function: transposase activity; DNA binding.